AUGAUCGGAACAUUUGUAAUUCUUGCGAUUCUCCAGGCUACGGUAGCGUUGGAUUGCGGAAAGGUGAGUUUUGCUGCAAACUACAGUUCAGAGAAAAAUUUUGCAGACCGAAAUCACCAAUCCGGAAUUCAUUCAAUUCCACGCUUUCAGUCAAGAAAUCUCAACCGGUGAGGUUUAUUUGGAGGGAAAAAUUGGAGCUAUCAGUCAACAUGUGGACUUCUACGUCUAUCGUGGACUUCCAUCAACAGCAAGUCAAGGCGAAAAUCUGACAUUUUGGACACGUUUCAAUCCAUUCGGACCGAGCACCGAGUUUUAUUUGAUUAAUUCGCAAAGACAACAAGUGGAUCAAGGAAAAUUGGAUGGAGUUCGGUUGAAUGCAAAUUCGGAUAACAAUAUCAAGAUUCAGUGGGAAUUUGGUCAAGUUUCACUCAAAAAUAUCAUUUUUCUUUUCAGAUUCCUCCCAGAAGAAUUCAAGGUGUUCACAAAUGGCCAACUCUUGCAAACCAUCCCUCGUAAAUUCGACAAAGAUGGAAAAAUCCAAGGCCUCGUCAUUGGCGGCGAUUUCAAAACAUCCUCAAUUGAUCUGAAUUGCAAUGGGCUCACCAAAAACGGAGAAUCUUCGUAA
Caenorhabditis angaria is the source of this 625-nucleotide messenger RNA. NCBI's taxonomy places the organism in Eukaryota, Metazoa, Nematoda, Chromadorea, Rhabditida, Rhabditidae. The record is from the annotation of a GenBank genome assembly.